UUUCGACGCCAACAGAGAUUACGCUGACUGGGGCGGUUGUCGCUCUGAAAGCAUCGUUGGUAGUUUAUUAUCAAAACCAACGGGCUCGAAAGUGGAUGCUACGCUUGGGAUUAUUACAAAGAAGCUAUUUCUUGCAUAGAAGACGCCAAUUGGUCAAGACUUUCCAACACGGAGCAGAAACAAAACGAAGAGCACAACGUAAACAAACAUGCCUCAACAGGAGCAGGGCUCACAACAAACAUUCCUCGGCUUUGACUUGAGCACGCAAAAGCUUAAAGCCAUUCUAUUGGGCUCGGAUCUAAGUGUGGUUGCCUCGGCAGAAGUAAAGUUCGACAGUGAUUUGCCCGAGUUCCGUACCACAGGAGGCGCCAAUGCAGGUCCCAAUAAAUUCGAGUUCUUUGUGCAGCCCGUCAUGUGGGUCAAGGCGAUGGACAUCGUCUUGGAUCGCUUGGUAAUGCAGGAAGUUGAUUUGGGCACAGUGGUUGCCAUCUCUGGCUCUGCACAACAACACGGUUCUGUUUACUGGUCAAAACACGGCAUUGCGGCUCUACAAAAUCUCGAUUCCAAUAAGUUUCUGCAUGCACAAGUUGAUGAUUCGGCUUUUGUGGUGAAUCGCACUCCCAUCUGGAUGGAUGCAUCCACAUCGAAGCAGUGUUUGGAAAUGGAAACGGCCAUUGGCGGCAUGUCCAAAAUGGUUGAGCUGACAGGUUCGAAAUGCUAUGAACGCUUCACGGGACCACAAAUACGAAAGAUCUAUCAACAACGCACGCAUGCUUAUGAGGAUGCCAAACGAAUCUCUUUGGUUAGCAGUUUUUUAGCUUCGCUAUUUCUGGGCAAAGUGGCGCCAAUUGAUUAUGCCGAUGGAUCGGGCAUGAAUCUGUUGGAUAUACGCAAAAAGACCUGGUCUAAGGCUUGCCUCAAUGCCUGUGCUCCUGACCUAGAGGAACGCCUGUGCGAACCAGUCAGUGGCUUCACAAUUCUUGGCAAGGUGUCCGACUAUUUUGUACAACGUUUUUGCUUCUCUGAAAAUUGUCAAGUUGUCGCCUGCACUGGAGAUAAUCCAUCGGCGCUGGCCGGCAUGAUUGUCGAUCAGAAUUGGCUCAGUGUCUCUCUCGGCACCAGCGACACACUAAUGAUGAGUCUGAUAGAGCCACCAAAUUUGGAGCAGGGCCAUGUGCUGUGUCAUCCAACCGAAAUACAGCAAUACAUGGGUCUGUUAUGUUUUAGAAAUGGUUCUUUGGUGCGCGAAGCGAUGAACAAAUCGGAGACUAACGGCAAUUGGGAGAAGUUCAAUGAGUUGCUGGAGUCGACACCUCGUGGCAAUUUUGGCAACAUGGCUAUUCACUUUGAUGAAAUGGAAAUCAUACCGAAGGCAAAAGGAACGCUGCGCUGGAACAAAGAUAUUGACAUCAAUUCCGCAGAUGCCAAAAAGGGUGUACUCAAAUUCAGCUCGCCUCAAAUCGAAAUACGUGCGCUAAUUGAGGGACAGAUGCUGCAUCAUCGCGCCAUUGCCGAGGAUAUGGGCUUUCUUUUUGGCAGCGAAUCCAAAAUUCUUGCCACAGGCGGUGCGUCGGUCAACAAAUCUAUACUGCAAGUCAUUGCUGACGUCUUCAAUGCACCCGUUUAUCAACAGACUGAGAGUGAGGCUGCACUCGUGGGAGCUGCUUAUCGCGCAGCGUAUGCCUGCUAUAUUAGUGCUAAUGACACGAAAGAUAUUAAAAGCUAUCGCGACUAUAUUCUAAGUCUUACGCCAAACCUCCUAAAACUUGUCUGCGAACCAAACAAGGACAGUGAGUCCAUAUAUGUGCCUAUGCUGCAGCGAUAUCGGGACAUGGCUUCAAUCUUAGAGAGCCAAUAAUAUCGUAACAACCCUCCGUAAUAUUUAAACGAAAAUUUCGCAUUCCACACUACUACUAACUAGUAUCGACUAUCAUGCGAUUCCAGACACCACAAAACACAUACAUUCCACACUCAUAUAUUUUUAUACACUGAUUAUUAAUGUAUAACUCUGAAAGUGCAAUUAACAAACAAAAAAAUUAUGCUGUGAUUGACAAUUU
Drosophila albomicans is the source of this 2057-nucleotide messenger RNA. Its product is annotated as xylulose kinase. Lineage: Eukaryota; Metazoa; Arthropoda; Insecta; Diptera; Drosophilidae. Bases 209 to 1858 code for a protein of 549 amino acids. The transcript has 6 exons. The record is from RefSeq and is a predicted model, not a curated record. Gene Ontology annotation, biological process: D-xylose metabolic process; xylulose metabolic process. Gene Ontology annotation, cellular component: cytosol. Gene Ontology annotation, molecular function: D-xylulokinase activity.